CUUCUGCAGAACAAGGCCGCGAAAAUUAUCCUGAACAGGUCACUUUAUUCGUCAGCUACAGAUGCCCUCGUAACUUUAACGGAAGUGACUCAACCUUGAACAACGUAGAUUUUAUCAUCGCUGUAUAUAUGUUUACAAGUGUAUUAAUGGCCUGGCUUAUGGAUCAGUCAAUGGAGCUACAAGCAAAGAGGUGACGUUCAUGAUUGUAACACAAGAAAUAGAGACAUGCUUAGACUAUCCCUUUCAACCAAAAAUUGGGGAAACAGAGUGUGUUAUCACUAUCUGAAAGAUUGGAAUAAUCUAGAC
Molecule: messenger RNA, 306 nt
Organism: Porites evermanni
Lineage: Eukaryota; Metazoa; Cnidaria; Anthozoa; Scleractinia; Poritidae
Source: the annotation of a GenBank genome assembly